UGGGGGCUAUCCGUUCAUUAGUAUGUUUACUGAGUUAAGCUUAUGGUAUUGUAAGAUAAUAACAAUAAGAUAUCCGGUUCUAUUCAUUCUCAUUCCGGCAACUGCUCAUUACGUAUAAAUCUUUGAUUUUGUUCUUUUCAUGAUGAGUAAAGGCAGCAUCCAUGUCUCAAAAUUGGAAAAAGGUCAACAAUAUUAUGAUUAUGAUGGAAAGAUAGUUGGUUUGUAUGACUUAGGAGGUACAAUAGGUCGCGGCCAUUUUGCAGUUGUUAAAUUGGCAAAACACGUUUUUACGGGAGAAACAGUUGCCGUGAAAGUAAUCGACAAAACAAAACUCGACGAGAUUUCUCGCACACACCUGUUCCAAGAGGUGCGAUGUAUGAAAUUGGUACAACACCCUAAUGUAGUAAGGUUGUACGAAGUCAUAGACACGCAAACAAAACUUUAUUUGAUUUUGGAGCUGGGAGAUGGUGGGGACAUGUAUGAUUAUAUCAUGAAAUAUGACAAAGGAGUAAAUGAAGAAACAGCAAGAAAGUUUUUCCGGCAGAUUGUACAUGCUAUCUCAUAUUGCCAUAGGCUUCAUGUUGUUCAUCGCGAUUUGAAACCAGAAAAUGUAAUAUUUUUCGAAAAACUUGGAAUGGUCAAAUUAACAGACUUUGGUUUUAGUAAUAGGUAUUAUCCAGGACAAAAGCUAAAAACAUCUUGUGGAUCUUUAGCCUAUUCUGCACCAGAGAUUUUGUUAGGUGACUCGUAUGAUGCACCAAAAGUUGCAAAAUGGAAGAGAAGUACUUAUGUGUUAUUGUUCCCCCUUACCUGAAUUGGACAGUGUAGUGAGUGUCCU
Messenger RNA from Limulus polyphemus (Atlantic horseshoe crab), 838 nucleotides. RefSeq names its product SNF-related serine/threonine-protein kinase-like. NCBI's taxonomy places the organism in Eukaryota, Metazoa, Arthropoda, Merostomata, Xiphosura, Limulidae. The record is from RefSeq and is a predicted model, not a curated record. Gene Ontology annotation, biological process: protein phosphorylation; intracellular signal transduction; microtubule cytoskeleton organization. The transcript is spliced from 2 exons. Gene Ontology annotation, molecular function: ATP binding; protein serine/threonine kinase activity; tau-protein kinase activity. Bases 140 to 814 code for a protein of 224 amino acids. Gene Ontology annotation, cellular component: cytoplasm.